ACCCGCUCAGCUGCCGGCAGUUAGUGUCCGCACAGGACCGGCGGAGGGGAAGCAGGACUUAAGCGCUACACCCCGAUGAGACGCCACCUCCAACCGGACUACAGUGGACCAAUCACCGCCGGGGAGAGAGGCUCGCUAGCCGCGUUAAUAAUUUCAUGUCGACACGGCCAAAAGUCUGUGAAAAUCACCGUUGAGACAGCACUGGACGGCGGGUUUGCGAUUGAAGGGAUCUCCAGACGUGUUCCUUGAAUCAUCUCCGCGCAGGAAAAGGGCAGCGCGUAUGAGUCACCUCGCGUGAUGGAUGAUGUAACGGAGUCUGGGUCUUCUAGCAGACCAUGACGCUAAACGGACUAACAGAGUGGGAAAAAAGGCUUUCUCACAAGCAACCGAGCCUUAUUUGUUGACUUUCCCGAGGAUCCAAGGCGAUGUCAAGCGUCCGUGCCAUGAAGUGACCUCACACAGAUAAGUGGCACGGCCAUGGAACUUAAUCGCAAAUGGACUCUUAUCAUUGUGCGUGAGGUCACGUGAGCUUUCCGAAUCCGAGUGAUUUUGAUGGCAGCCAUGUUGCGGCGCAGGCUCCUAGCCUGGGUGUCGCGGGUUGGCGCCGUGUUGGUUCUUCUGUGUUGCUCCUUGACGCUCUUCUACGUGAUGACCUGCAGCACGCUGCACCCGGACGACUCGCCGCCGAGUCGCGCCUUACCGCGCGCUUUACCGCGCGCCAGCACCAAUCAGGUCGACCUGGGCGGUACGAGGCCCGGAGGUGCUGCCCAAAGCGGGGGACCGCCGGUGAUCCGCUCCUACCAGGAGCUACUGCAAGAGCGUGAGGAGCAACACCGCCUGCACAUCUCCUCGCUGAAGAAACAGAUUGCUCAGCUUAAAGAGGCGUUGCAGGAACGCAGCCAACAGCUCAAAGGUGUGCAAGACAGCCUGAAGAAGGCCGUCGCCGGGGGACCGGCUGAGGGGCGCAACUCGCAGCCCGGGGACCUCGGGGAAGCCCCGGGAGCCAAAAACCAGCAGGCGGACCUCCAGAACUUCUUAAGGAGCCAGCUCUCCAAAGCCGAAGUGACCGCCGGGGCUAGGCAACACAGCGAGUACACGGUGGUGCCCUUUGAGAGCUUCACCCUGCACCGGGUCUACCAGCUUGAAAUGGGUCUGACGCGACACCCCGAGGAGAAACCUGUGAGGAAGGACAAGCAGGACGAGCUGGGCGAAGUGCUGGAGUUCGCCCUGCACAACCUCAACGCCCCGCCGGCGCAGCCGGCCGGGAAAAGUAGCAAAGUCUACUCGCCGUCGGACUUUAUAGAAGGCAUCACGCGCACAGAGAAGGACAAAGGCGCAGUGUACGAUCUGACUUUCCGCGGGGAAUCCAGUCGAGAAUUCCGCCGCCUGGUCCUUUUCCGGCCCUUUGGACCACUGAUGAAGGUGAAGAGCGAGCGGGUGGACACGGCCGACGUGCUCAUCAACAUUGUGAUGCCGCUGUCGCGACGUACCGAAAGGUUCAGGCAGUUCAUGCAUAACUUCAGGGAGAUCUGCGUGCGGCAGGACGGCCGCGUCCACCUCACGGUGGUCUAUUUUGGGAAGGAGCAGAUGAGCGAGGUCCGCCACAUCCUAGAGAACACGUCCAGGGAGGCCAACUUCAAAAACUACACUCUCCUGCAGCUGGACGAGGAAUUCUCCCGAGGUCGGGGUCUGGAUGUCGGGGCGCGGGCGUGGACGGGCGGCGACGUGUUGCUCUUCUUCUGUGACGUAGAUAUCCACUUCACCGCCGACUUCCUCGGAUCUUGCCGACUCAAUGCCGAGUCUGGUAAGAAGGUCUUCUACCCAGUGUUAUUCAGCCAGUACAACCCCAAGCUGAUCUACGGGAGUCCCGAGCACAUCCCGCCAGUGGAGCAACAGCUGGUGCUGAAGAAAGACACGGGCUUCUGGAGAGAUUUCGGAUUCGGCAUGACCUGCCAGUACCGCUCGGACUUCAUCGACAUCGGUGGUUUUGACAUUGAUAUAAAGGGUUGGGGAGGAGAGGACGUGCACUUGUAUCGCAAGUACCUGCGCAGUAGUAUUCUGGUGGUGCGGGCUCCGUCACGCGGCCUCUUCCACUUGUGGCACGACAAGCACUGCGCAGACGAGUUGGCACCCGAUCAGUACCGGAUGUGCAUAAAAUCCAAGGCCAUGAACGAGGCGUCGCACGGGCAGUUGGGGAUGCUCUUUUUCCAUAAAGACAUUGAGGCGCACCUACGCAAGCAGAAGACGCAACAUCAUCAACACAAGGCCAAAAUGACGUGAAGAUAUAACAGAGGAAUAUUUUUGAAAAAGUUAAUUGCUACAUUUUAAAUGGGAAACAAUCAAUUUGACAAAUGAGAGGAAAACAAUACAAAAUUGAAAUAUUACAUUUAAAAAUAGUACAGUCAGAAAAUGAGAUAAACAUGAAUUUCAGAAAUAGAGCAAGACAAACGACGUUCGUGUUUAUUUCUUGGGAAGCAGCGACACAUACAGGAAGGAAAGCGAACAGCAGGUGCGGGGACUUAAGGACUAUUAUGCCGAUCUUUCAUUUUUUUAUAUUUAUACUUAAAUUUAGAAUAAAAAAGUUGAGAUGGAAGUCUAUGACAAGAUGAUAUUCUUGAUUUUAUUUUAUUUUUUUACAUUAUUGUUACGAUGCUCCUUUUUACACUCCAACCCAUGUUAACAACAGUUUACCAUUUAAGGACAAAACCUGCUGUAUUUGGGUUUUUUUUCCCCCUGUGUCCUUUAUGAAUAUAUUGACGUUGACCAAAAGCAAGAGUUGCCCAAACUGAGGCUCAGGGAUCAAAACGGACUAAGUGUCUAUUUGUGUGUGGGGG
Molecule: messenger RNA, 2834 nt
Organism: Syngnathus acus (greater pipefish)
Lineage: Eukaryota; Metazoa; Chordata; Actinopteri; Syngnathiformes; Syngnathidae
Gene: csgalnact1a
Product: chondroitin sulfate N-acetylgalactosaminyltransferase 1a
Exons: 9
Coding region: 553-2280 (575 amino acids)
Cellular component (GO): Golgi cisterna membrane
Molecular function (GO): glucuronosyl-N-acetylgalactosaminyl-proteoglycan 4-beta-N-acetylgalactosaminyltransferase activity
Source: RefSeq, a predicted model, not a curated record